Messenger RNA from Balaenoptera acutorostrata (minke whale), 1134 nucleotides. Its product is annotated as dihydrodiol dehydrogenase 3. Gene Ontology annotation, biological process: doxorubicin metabolic process; daunorubicin metabolic process; prostaglandin metabolic process. Gene Ontology annotation, cellular component: cytosol. Lineage: Eukaryota; Metazoa; Chordata; Mammalia; Artiodactyla; Balaenopteridae. The coding region runs from base 59 to 1030 and encodes 323 amino acids. Gene Ontology annotation, molecular function: aldose reductase (NADPH) activity; bile acid binding; androsterone dehydrogenase [NAD(P)+] activity. The transcript has 9 exons. The record is from RefSeq and is a predicted model, not a curated record.
UAGCCUGUGAGGGCAGAAGAAAAAAUCAGAGUCUGCUUAGUCAGAGGAGCAACAGGCAAUGGACCCCAAAUGCCAGUGUCUGGAACUUCAUGAUGGCCACUUUGUUCCCGUUCUGGGAUUUGGAACCUAUGCCCCUGAGGAGGUUCCUAAGAGUGAAGCUCUGGAGGUCACCAAAUUUGCUAUUGAUGUUGGGUUCCGCCAUAUUGACUGUGCUCAUUUGUACCAAAAUGAAGAGCAGGUUGGACAGGCCAUUCGCAGCAAGAUUGCAGAUGGCACUGUGAAGAGAGAAGACAUAUUCUACACUUCAAAGCUUUGGUCCACUUUCCUUCGACCGGAGUUGGUUCAACCAGCCUUGGAAAAGUCACUGAAAAAUCUUCAACUGGAUUAUGUUGAUCUCUAUAUUAUUCAUUUGCCAACGGCUCUGAAGCCAGGGGAGGAACUUUUUCCCAAAGAUGAAAAUGGAAAAAUGAUAUUUGACACAGUGGAUCUCUGUCGCACGUGGGAGGCCCUGGAGAAGUGUAAGGAUGCAGGAUUGGCCAAGUCCAUUGGGGUGUCCAACUUUAACCGCAAACAGCUGGAGAAGAUCCUGAACAAGCCGGGGCUCAAGUACAAGCCCGUCUGCAACCAGGUGGAAUGUCAUCCUUAUCUCAAUCAGAGCAAACUGUUGGACUUCUGCAAGUCAAACGAUAUUGUUCUUGUUGCCUAUGGUGCUCUGGGAUCCCAACGAUUAAAAGAUUGGGUGAACCCGAGCUACCCAGUUCUCUUGGAGGACCCAGUUCUUUGUGCCAUUGCAAAAAAGCACAAGCAAACCGCAGCGCUGAUAGCCCUUCGCUACCAGAUGCAACGUGGGGUUGUGGUCCUGGCCAAGAGUUACAAUAAGAAGCGGAUCAAAGAGAACAUGCAGGUUCUCAAUUUUGAAUUGACUCCAGAAGACAUGAAAGCAAUUGAUGGCCUCAACAGUAAUGUACGAUAUUACGAUUUACUCUUCAUUGCUGAUCACCCUGACUAUCCAUUUUCUGAAGAAUAUUGAUUAUGAGUGAUCCGCCAUGGUUGUAUCAGAAUUUAUUGAUUCUAGGGGUGUGGUGAGAAUUGCUAUAAUCAUUGGAGCUAAUUAAAAUCUGUGUCUCUAGUUAA